AUGGCAUGCCUGCUGGCAAGUCAGAUACAGACAACUCAAGAACCACUUUCCCGGGUAUCACCAGAUUACACCAAAGGUUUUGGCGGGAAGUUCGGAGUGGAGACGGACAAGGUGGACAAGAGCGCCUUGGGCUUUGAGUACCAGGGCAAAACCGAGAAGCACGAGUCUCAGAAAGAUUACGUGAAGGGCUUUGGUGGCAAGUUUGGUGUGCAGACGGACAGACAGGACAAGUCGGCCCUGGGAUGGGACCACCAGGAGAAACUGCAGCUCCACGAGUCGCAGAAAGGUACCGGUGGUUUGACCUGUGUUUACAUGGGUUUUAUUCCACCUAACACAUACCCUUAGUAGCAGGAAAACGCACACAGGAUAUGUUCACACACACUUUUUACUGAUGUGGUCAUUUUAUGGUUUUACUAUUGAGUUAAUGAGGUUAAAGUACUUCCUUUGUCUGGUGGCGUGGCAUCUGCCACAGGCUCAUAAUAGAGGAAGUGACAACAGAUGGAGCUAGACAGACUAAGGACUGAUCAUGUAAAUGUAGUGCUCAGGCUGGAUUUACUGGCUGUGUUUAGCACCUUGGUUCUUUUGGUUUAAGUUGUUAACAAAGUUUUCAUACUGUAAGACCGGAUGGGCGUGUGUUUGGUCUGAGUGCAGCUGAUCCGUGUACUUGUUUAUAUCUGUAUGUAAAUGUGCUUGUUUGUGUAUUGUGGGCUUGGGGUAGAGGUGCUUGGCCAGCCUCUCCUUGUGCUCAUAACCCAGGGCACACUGGUCUUGCUACUCCACGAGUCUCAGCAAGGCACCGCAUACUGUCCUUCCUUUUCUUUCCAAAGUUUAUUCUCUCUUUUGUCCCAGCACUGUUUUGUAAGUCA
Molecule: messenger RNA, 866 nt
Organism: Oncorhynchus nerka (sockeye salmon)
Lineage: Eukaryota; Metazoa; Chordata; Actinopteri; Salmoniformes; Salmonidae
Product: src substrate protein p85-like
Exons: 3
Coding region: 1-345 (114 amino acids)
Source: RefSeq, a predicted model, not a curated record